UGUCAUAGCUACUGAUGACCGACGUCGUGAAUAGGACGAACGGGUUGCUAGGCAGCUAGUUGUAGAACAUGACAGCAGGCUAACUGCGAGCGGCUAAAAAUAUUCUCCUGAGGCGGACACAGCUGACUGUCAGAGGGGAGACCAUGGCAGUACCGUUGUAAAUAGUGAGGCAUUAUGGGCAAUACAAGUGACCGGGUGGCUGGAGAUCGCCAUGGAGUCAAGGCCCACCGCUCAGACAGCAGUGGCAGUCAGAAAGACCAUGAACCCAGCAGCAAGAUGGUGGACAGCACAGAUGACCCCAACAUCUUCAACACCCAUGGGCCAGAGUCCAAGGUUUUGGGAGACAAAGAAUUCACCCCAGAUUUAGAUGACUUGGUAAAAACUGGUCCUCAAGCUCGACCCACAGUCAUCCGCUGGGCCGGAGGGGGAAAAGAGGUCUACAUAGCUGGUUCCUUUAAUAACUGGAGCACAAAGAUACCACUAAACAAGAGCCAUAAUGACUUCGUAGCGAUCCUGGACCUGCCAGAGGGAGAGCACCAGUACAAGUUUUUUGUAGAUGGACAGUGGGUCCACGAUGCAUCAGAGCCAGUUGUAACCAGCCAGCUCGGCACCAUCAACAACUUGAUCCAGGUGAAGAAGUCAGACUUUGAGGUGUUUGACGCUCUGCAGGUUGACUCUCUCGAGUGCUCAGACACAUCAGAUCUGUCCAGCUCCCCUCCAGGUCCAUAUGGGCAGGAGCAGUACAUCUUCAGACCUGAGGAGCAUUUCAAAGCCCCACCUAUACUCCCCCCUCACCUCCUUCAAGUCAUUCUCAACAAGGACACCAAUAUAUCCUGUGACCCAGCUCUGCUACCUGAACCCAACCAUGUCAUGCUAAACCACCUUUACGCUCUCUCGAUAAAGGAUGGAGUGAUGGUGCUAAGUGCGACUCACAGGUACAAGAAGAAAUACGUCACCUCUCUGCUUUACAAGCCCAUCUAAGCCUCGACUUCUACACAGUGCUUUUUAGAGAGCAGCAUGUUUGCAUUCUGCUGAUUAAUCUUUUUUUUUUUUUUUGGUAUCAUCACGUUUAGCCAAAUCUUGCACUGAAACAAGUUUACAGGCGAGCUAAAAGGCCAGUGGCUGUUACUGUGGCUUGGUUUUUUCAAAGGUUGCACUUCUGUCUACAUAGGGCUCUGAACAAAAGUAGUGAAGUGUGAGUGGAAGGUGUCGGAAGGAGAUGAGACCCAUACUUUUUUUUCUUCUUCUUUUUUUUAAACCUGUGACAUCUGCAGACAGAUAAGAGACUAACUAAUUCACUGUGUGUAUUCAAGUGUUUGCUGCACCCUGUGAAUAUAUGCAUGUCUGUGUGGAAAACAUAAUUCUCUCUUGAAAGUGACUGAUGUGGAUCAACGGUUUGAUGUUUUGUGUCAUCAUGUCCUUUAACUGGUUGAAUUAAGUUUUUAACUAAUUGACGUGACGACAUUAAUAGUAAGAGCGUGCAGAAUAAGAUAAUGACUUAACCUGGCCUAAAGUUAGAGAGCAGCAGACUUAGCAUUGCUUGAACAUGAAGUGCAAUAACCUGCCGUGAAAGAGAAUCAAGACGGACUCACAAACAUGAGGCAGCAGUUAACAACAUCUUAUUUUGUCAGUAAGUAUAUGUUACGUUGAAUUUCUCACAGUUCAGCCAUUAUUCAGUGGAAUCCACAACAUAGACUAAACAAGUCCAAGAUUGCAGUUUUGUUAAUGAAAUGGUCACGAAAGAUGGAGUGCUUGUAUGUUUCAGUCCACUCCCCAGAAGGGGGAAGGUGGUUAAAGGUCUAUGUUUCAUUCUGCUGUUGCCUUUAUCUUGAAUUUUGUGAGCACUUUAGCGUCCUGUGAGCAGGAGUUUUGAUAUAAGCUUUUAACUAUGCAGCAGACAACUCUUGUACUGUAACUUCUCUAGGCUAUAGAACCCAAUUGUGCUUUUCUUUUCUUUCUUUUUUUUUUUUUUUUAAAUAUGAUGAACUUGCAGUGCUUUAAAUAUGUGUGUGUAUCUAUAUUGAGUUCUAUUUAUCAAAUAAGAAUGUUCUGUUACAUGUACAAUGAUACACAAAAGGCUCGUACACCCAAACAGUUUCAACUUGCUGCUUUGCAUGUCUUGAAUGUCUGCAACUUGUGAGGAUGUGACACAUUUACUGAGUGUGGUAUCCAUUCAGAAGCAGAUCGACCGCACACACCUCAAGAUGUGAUCGGAGGCACAUUUUCAGAUUAAUGUAAUGAAUUUACAGGGCUAUGAGGAUACAUAGUUACAUUAAAUUGUACAAAGUUUGCUCAUGUGUGUUAUUUACAGUAUAAACAUUUAACAUAAUCUGUUUUUUGAGGUAUGGUGUGUCUUUGAAAGUUAUUUUUGUGCUGUUUAAGUGUCUGUACGGUGCAAUAUAAACCCACAGUUGAUACACUCUACAGACUGAUAAAAGGGGCUUUCAUAAUACCUGUUGGUGUUCAACUAGAUGUGCUGAAAGUACUUCGUGAAUGUCAAGCCUAGCCAUUAUGUUUUGUCCAAAGAGUUUUUAAGACAUACAGAUAUAAUAAGGGAGAAUGGACAAAGUGUGUGUACGCCACGUGGUGUUUUAUGGUUUAAAUCAAAACUUGAAUUUUACAACGGUUUCAUGAAUGUUUUAAAAUGCUUUGCAGAACCAGUGUGAUGAUUCACUGUACAAGGUUUUACUUGUUUGCAAAUAAAGAGAGGACACACUCGUCCUAA
This is a messenger RNA of Larimichthys crocea (large yellow croaker), 2725 nucleotides long. It is a transcript of the gene prkab2, whose product is annotated as protein kinase, AMP-activated, beta 2 non-catalytic subunit. Lineage: Eukaryota; Metazoa; Chordata; Actinopteri; Sciaenidae. Gene Ontology annotation, molecular function: protein kinase binding. Gene Ontology annotation, cellular component: cytoplasm; nucleus; nucleotide-activated protein kinase complex. Gene Ontology annotation, biological process: signal transduction. The record is from RefSeq and is a predicted model, not a curated record. The transcript is spliced from 8 exons. The coding region runs from base 175 to 981 and encodes 268 amino acids.